ACAGAGUACACACACUCUCACUCACAGCCUCAUUUGUGUGUGUGUUUGUACAGUGAGCGUGUGAGCAGCAUGUGGGGGAUUCCCUAUGAGGUCAUCUCGGCCCCGCCCUGAGGAAGCGACUGCGUGACGUACUGAGUUUUGUGCUGGAGCUGAUUUCCCGUUUCGGUUCAGUUCAGAUGGAGCUGAGCUGCUGUCUGUUACUUCUGCUGCUCGUCUCAGCGCUGUGGCCAAUCACCUGCGGUGACUCAGCAGCGCAGGAGGUGAGAGGCACAGUGGGCGGGGCCGUGCGGCUAAAGUGCAACAUUAACACCUCGCUUCCGGUCAAAGGUGUUUACUUUCAGAAGAAGAAUCUCUCCGGAGUGUACGACAUCUUAGUUAAUGGCUUUUACAUCCAUCCAAUAGAUGAAUACAUACACCCUGAGUACAAAAACAGAACCAGUGCCAACAGGACAGAACGCAGCCUGGACUUCUGGGACCUAAAGGCAUCUGACGAAGGAUACUACAAGUGUUUCCUCAUGCCCCAAGACACCCUCAGAAGCUAUGACACUGUAUUUCACCUCACAAUUGCAGCCGAUUACAGUGUUCCCACGGUAACCGUGCGGCAGUGUAGUGAACGUGGUGAAGGAGCGCAGAGCUGUGAGCUGGGCUGCUCGUCGUUUGGGGGAUACCCGCUGGCCAACCUGAGCUGGACCCUGUCGGAGGGCAGUAAUGAGGUCCUCCUGCAGGAAGGGGGCAGCAUGAGCUUGGCUGACAAACACUCUGGCGUCUGGAACGUCUCCCAAACCGUCAGGCUCAACUGCACACAGCCUACUAACGUCAGCUGCUCUGUAGGGGGAGCCAUCUCCCCUCCAAUCAGCAUAUGUACACAGUCUUCUCCUAAACACACGUUGAAGGUGAUCAUAGCAAGUGUUGUGCUCUUUCUUUUCAUCUUCAUCUUACUGAGUGUUUUUAUAAGCUGGAGACCGUGCCGAAGACCACAGCGCUCAGACGAAGAGCGGACUGCUGAGGGUCAAGAGUUAAAGCCGGCUGACCCCAGCCAAACCGAACCUGAACUGUGAGCAUCCUGAAGGUCCUGAAGAAUCCGGUACUUCUGGAGAUUGGGACGGUUCUGCAGUUCCAUGUGUUUGUGUGAACUGUUGGCUCACUGAGCGGACAUACAGAGGACUUGUCAGCGGUCUGUACCGUACAGUGGACCAACGCAGUGAACUUACAGGGAUUGCAUGGACUACUGGAAAGACUGGAACGCUUUAAGGACUGGUGCAGCCAAGAUUUCCCUUGUAAAAAUUGUAAUCAUUUUUAUCAUUGAAUUUUUUUUUAAUUUUAGUAGGAGACUACAUGUUGAAAGUAGGUGUCUUGUAAUGAAUGUGGGCCCUUAGCGGAGGUUGAAAGAGUGAAAAUUCCUACUUAAGUCAGAGCACUGCUGCUGUAGUGGUAAUUCACUUGAACAGUGAAUGCAAGUACAAGUAUUAAUCAAAAUACUAAGAGUCAACAAGUUGUUUAUCGAAAAAAACUACUCAAGUAGUUACUUUAAAGUUAAUAUUUAGCUCAAGGUUUCGCUUAUCGGCUACCAAAGCUAACCCAUUAGCAUACCUUGAACGUUAGCUUACAUGAGCUAAAUUAGCUUGCUAACAGGCAAAAGAACGUAUAAGCUACAGCUUUAGAUCUAGAGGUUCUCUACAACGGUAAAAUAUGAAAAAAAUUGUAAAACAAUAAAACUAGUUAGCUCGCUUAGCUAAUUGCAUCCUCAGUUUGGGGGCUGAGCUGUAACGGCUAUUAAAAAUGAACUUAGCUAAGCUGGAAAUAAAUUGCCUGAUUUAAUUUAUACGUGAAAAAAAAAUACGUGCAAACACUGUAUAGUUGUUAUAACUUAAUAUUUUCCACCUUUGUACUUUACUGACGUUUAAAGGUUCCCCACCGUUUCAGGCCUCCUCAGGUGUGCAGAAGAUCCAGUAAUCUGGUUUCCAGAUUAGACUCCAUGUUAGCGGGGACCAAAUGGAGAUCAAUGCACUUCAGAACUGACUUCCGUAUUUUUGCGUUUCUCAGGGGAACCGUCAGUGUUCGGUAUGUCGUUAAAAAAAAACCCCAGAAGUGUUUGUUUGGCUCUCUGCAGUGAUCUCGCACUUUCUUUCUCAGCGCUGAAUCUGCUGAAUUCUACUGAAACGUACUUUUUUACUUUUUUACUUUCACAGACCUCUUUUAUAAAGUGGGUGCCUGUCGCUAUGUUUUCUCCUUUUAGCCAGUUUUUAUGGCUGAUGAUGAUAGUUUUCUUUUCUGAAACAGUUCUCAGUGAAAGAGGUACUGCAAAGAUGGACUGUUAGUUCUACACUCUUCAAAAUAGAGGUGCCAAAAAUCUUUGCCCAAUGCCAUAGAAGAUCCAUUCAAUGAAUGGUGAGGUAACACUUGAAACCCUGCUGCAUAUCGUUGACAUAAGAUGCCAUGUACUGUAAUGAAUUGUUAUGAUUAUGUUCAGUGUCAUGUUACCAUUACCACCAAUGGUCAUGACAUAGUGUAACAUAAACAUCAAGCAUUAUGGCCUAUGUCAUUACAAUUACAUGAGAAAUGUUAUGCUAAUGCUAACAUGACUGUUACAUCACAACACAUGAUGGCAUAUAAUGUCUGUCUUGACAUGUUUAAGGCAUGUUUCUGUCAAUGUUAAGUAGCCAAUGGCUCUUUAGAGAACCACCACACAAUGUAAAGGUUCUUGGACGAACUUUUAAAUUAGUAGAGUAUAAUUUUUAGGUCA
Molecule: messenger RNA, 2743 nt
Organism: Colossoma macropomum (tambaqui)
Lineage: Eukaryota; Metazoa; Chordata; Actinopteri; Characiformes; Serrasalmidae
Product: butyrophilin subfamily 1 member A1-like
Exons: 7
Coding region: 177-1058 (293 amino acids)
Biological process (GO): cellular response to lipopolysaccharide; positive regulation of T cell proliferation; negative regulation of T cell proliferation
Cellular component (GO): external side of plasma membrane
Source: RefSeq, a predicted model, not a curated record